Molecule: messenger RNA, 2810 nt
Organism: Xenopus tropicalis (tropical clawed frog)
Lineage: Eukaryota; Metazoa; Chordata; Amphibia; Anura; Pipidae
Gene: etaa1
Product: ETAA1, ATR kinase activator
Exons: 6
Coding region: 34-2511 (825 amino acids)
Source: RefSeq, marked provisional
AGCUGCUGAGCUGGAUGUUACCGGAGUAGCGGGAUGUUUAAGCAGCGGUGCGGGGCUGCGGGCUGUGUAAGGAAAGUUGGGACUGCCCCGCAGGAAGCGGCACUUUCCGGGGAAUCAACUUCGUACAAGAAAACUCCAAAAAGGUUGUCUAGAAGCAAACACUCCUCUCCAGCUUUCAAUUCUCCCUCCAAUGACAUUGAUCAACAACAUGAAAUCUUUUGGGAUCCAUAUUCGCCGACAGCGUUUAAAAUCGAAAAUGGAAGAAGAAAAAAACAGACUGCGAGCAAAUGUACUGUUGAAAUUUCUGAUAUUGUUAACAGGAUAGCUCCAAAGAAUGAAAAGCCUGCCGCUGCUGCUUAUCUUCAAAUGUGGAUUGGGGAUGAUGCUAUUCCAUCAACACCUGUAGUUGCAAGAUCAAGGGCAAAAGCUAGCUUAAGGCCUAGAAGCUUGCAUACAGAAGAAGAACUCAUGAAGCUGGCCAGACAGUUUGACAGAAACUUUGUAGAAGCAAUCCAGCCUCAAGAACAACAGGAUCUGACUUCAACAGAUGACAAAACUGUACAUUUAGGCGCUGCUCAAAUCUGUGAAACAGAUACAUUUUUAGAAGAUAUCCCUGAAGAAGAAGUAGAACUUGCAUUGAAAUCUGUCAGUCAGAGUUCACAAGUAAGCACAUCAUCACAUGGGCAGAAAUCUGUUGAUCAGGAUGCAGAAGCAGCUCUCAAUGCACUUUUUGACUGUUCCACGCAAAAAGUCAGUGGACGAUUAAGCCAGACGUUAUCGGAUAUCUCUCUAGGCAGCACACAUGGGCUUCCUGUAAAAGAUAACGCUGGUGAAAUUUCUUUGCAUAAUAAAGGUGAUGGCAACAAAUAUCGGACACCUACAAGGCAAAAUACAUCGCAUAGUGACUCAAAUUCAAAGGUGCUACAUACCUCUAAAACGGAUGGAUCCAUUUUUCCUAAGGAGAGAUCUAAACAGACUAAAUCUCAUGGUGUGUCUACCACAGCUGCUGCAACAUCUAAUAGCCAAGAUGACUUUGAAGAUGACUGGGGCAAUGACUUUUUUGAAGAUGAUUCUUUUGUUAUGGAAAUUACACAGAAUCCAAAUUUGAUUGCUACCCCUAAAUCUGAGCAGACCAAUAGCAAAUCAUACCGAAGUGACUUGAAUUCUGUUGGGUCUAAAACAUUUGAAAAGUCUAAAGACAGUGAUAAAACUAUGGUUUCUAAUAAAGCGAAUAAUUUUAAGUUUGUGUCACAAACCUCAAAUGCACGAGUUGAUUCACAGUCUAUUGGCAAAGCGGAAAAUUAUGUUUGUCCUAAAACUAACAAGAGUGAAAAUGUUUCAGUACCUUCAACAAGUAAUAUUUCCCAGUUAUGUUUAAGCUCCCAAAAGAAUAAUUCCAGGCAAGAUAGAAGAACACAGAGUAGCAGUUCACUUGUUUAUGAAAAAGAUGCCUUUACCUGUGGACUAUAUAAAAAACACAGUACGAACACAGAAAUGUUAAGUGUACAUAGUGUGCCAGUGAAGCCUUCUUCCUGUCACGUCCCACAGAAACAGAUCCAUGCACCUAUUCCAGAAAAGACCUCAGUCCAGCAUGAUGAGUGGGAUGACCCCAAAUUUUCCGAUGACGUUCUGGAUAUGUUUUGUAAAUCUGAUAGCCUUUGGGAAGCAAACGAAGACGAUGAUUUAUUGUAUCAAGUAUGUGAUGAUGUAGAAAGGUUAACGCAGGCUCAAGUAUCAAAUGAAGGAAGUAAUAAAGUUGAAAAUACAGAGGUAACAGGCUUAAACUGUGCAAAAACUGUUAUGAGAACAACCAAGCAUGCACAGCCAAGCCAGCACUAUGGGCAAAACAAAAAUGGAAGCCAAAUUUCCCAAUCCUUUUCUGCAACAAAUAAAUUCAGUGGGAAUGCAACACGAUAUAAUAGCUCAUCAAACAACAACUUGCAGAAAAUAGCAGCUCCUUCUGCAGUCACAGGACUUAGUACAUGUGAAAGUGUCUUUACGUCUAAUGAAAAAGUAGGCUUGAGCAAAACUACCCUAGCCCCUGUAAGGUUUGGCAGGUUUCAUUCUGUUCCUUCUGCUAGUGAAUGCACUAAAACACUGCUUAGUGAUACUCAAUCACGAAGCGUGGGAAAUCCACAGAUAGCUACAACCACUGCAAAGACUUCUGUGGCACCUUCAAAGUUCACCUUUACUCGAACAAAAUCAUCUCAAAUAGUGCCUUCACAUACAUUUACUGGAGGGACAAGUGAUUUUAAAAAUACAGAUUUCCAAGAUAUAGCUGGAAACAAAAGUCAGAGAAAUACAAUGGCCCCAAAGAAUAAAUUACCUGAUCACCACUUCAGUUUAAAGAGACAACUCUCUGACUCCUCUUUGCUGACUUCAAAAGUGUUUGUUUCAGAAGAAAGAAAUAAAAAGUGUUCAAUGGAAGAAAUUGAGAGAAAAAAACAAGAGGCGUUGGCCAGAAGGCAAAUGAAACUUCAGGCAUCAUCCAGUGAUACAGCACGCACAUAGCUAUGAUGCUGCAAUGCGUACUUCUGACAUCAUGGAUUUGCAGACUGGAUCUUUGUUUAUUGAAACUUCUCUGUGAGAAUUAAUUGUGCCGAAUCAAAGAGAACACUAUUUUUAUUAUAGAUUCUAACAUUUCAUUGUUUACAAUGGUAAACCAUUCUUUUUUUGUAAUAUUUGUAUAAGUAAAAAGGUCCUCCUGUAUGUUCAGGAAUGGCUACGCUGAUACAGUAAUUGUAUGUAUCGCGUAUGUAAAAAUCAAACUAAGAAAUUUUUUUGUAAAAAUAAAAACAGUUUGAAAAUCA